This is a messenger RNA of Owenia fusiformis, 1124 nucleotides long. The record is from the annotation of a GenBank genome assembly. Lineage: Eukaryota; Metazoa; Annelida; Polychaeta; Sabellida; Oweniidae.
GAUGCAACUUGACACGUUCUGCGGAACUCUGAACAUAUAAAUAUGAAGAACAUUUAGAGAGUUUUCAAUCAGCUGGAGAUUAACAAAGAAACAAGACAAUCAACAAUUAAAGUUCUCAAAUAUGCAUAUAUCUCUGUGCGUAGUUCUAGUUGGAUGCGUGGCACUACAGUCAGAUGCAUGGUUGUUUAGUGGUAGUAGUGGCUCACGUAGUAGUAGUUCAUCACGUGGAAGAACAAGCAGCACUUCAGGAAUGACGCGUCUCUAUAAUUCUCGCGUCACCCACGUUGAUAGGGUAUCAAGGCCUCUUAGUGGCUUCUUGGGACGUGUGGGGGUACGUCACUCAGGGGUGGUGGUCACAACAGAAGAUGGUGGUAGACAUCUUGUACAUAAAGGAGCUGGAUAUGGUAGUCGAGGUGGCGACACUGUAGUAACAGAUGCUGGUCAUAUGUCCAGUAGAUGGCGCACUGAUAGUGGUCAUCCUGUGUCAAAUGGACGCGUUGGUGAUUUUGUCAAAGCUGGAGGCACUGAUUAUAGCGUUGCAACUGACAAUUGCCACCACGCCUCUGGAAGGAUGUCGGGUAUUGAAAAAAGAAGUGCAGGCUGUUAGUUCAACCUGAGACCAUCAAGUUAGACUCAGGUUCAACUUGACAUUAAAACAUGAAAUUAAGGACUCAGACGUCACCUAGGAACACUUUAUUCAGUUAUAUUAAGUAAUCAUAUCUGUAACUGCUCAAUUCAAUAGUAAUUAAUGCAGGGCUUCCUGUUGGGACUUUUUAGAAGAAUUUCAACAUUUCAUCAUCACAAGGCUAUAAUAAUAAAUGAAUGGGUCAUUGGGCCAUUAGAUGUAAUAUUUUCAAAUAUUUCUUAAAAAUAAACUUCUUUUUUUUAAAAUACAAUCUAUCUGCGUAGUUUUCAAUAACUUCAUAUUGGAUCAGAAGUGUUUUACAAAAGAAUUCCUCCAAGGGAUAGAUUGGUUUACCCAUUGCCUGGGGGGGGGGUUAUUUUGUCCAAGAAGCAAAUUUAAGUAAGAAAAUAAAUUGUGCAAAACAAUUCAUAUUUCUGAGUAAAAUGUCAUGCUCCAGGGUCUUCCAGAAAUUAGAUGAUCACACCACUCUGUAUAAUCA